Coregonus clupeaformis (lake whitefish) is the source of this 3114-nucleotide messenger RNA. RefSeq names its product AP-4 complex accessory subunit Tepsin. The coding region runs from base 38 to 1990 and encodes 650 amino acids. The transcript is spliced from 13 exons. Gene Ontology annotation, cellular component: trans-Golgi network membrane. The record is from RefSeq and is a predicted model, not a curated record. NCBI's taxonomy places the organism in Eukaryota, Metazoa, Chordata, Actinopteri, Salmoniformes, Salmonidae.
GAAGAGACACGCAGCGUCUAGUCAAUAUUUCAAAAUCAUGGCAACAUUCAUGGAACGACUGGCUUUCCUUCAAAAAGUUCCCACUCUGAUGAAAGCAACAGCAGAUGAUGAAUCGCCUUGUCCUGGCUACCUCUUUGAAGAAAUCGGAAAAAUCUCCCAGGAGUCCACUGGGUGUGGUCAGUGCCUGUUGGAGUACCUGUUGGAGAGGCUGCAGGUAGAAUCCUGCCAUGUCAAAAUAAAGGUUCUGAAGAUCUUCGUCCAUCUCUGUGGCCACGGAUCACCUCACUUGCUGACGGAACUUAGACGGAAUUCCACCUUCAUCCAGCAGGCCUCAGUUUACAGUGGUCCCCCUGACCCCAUCCAUGGCACUGCUCUGUAUCAGAAAGUGAGGGCCACAGCACAGGAUAUAGCCAGGUUACUUUUCACAGACACAGCCUCUCCCCAGAGCAGCUUGUCUCCAUGCCAACUAGCCAUGCCCAACAUGGGCAUCGGGUCGGAGUCUGCCCAUGGAUCCAGAAUGCAGGGGUUUGGAUACUGCCCAGGGAAGAAGAUAACAAGUGGCGAGACCCUGAUGGACAAGAUCCACAAGGCUACUGAGUUUGUGGCCAGUGCCGUCCUGCCCCCGACGGAACAACAGGGUAUCCGUCUCCAUGACAACCACUACCGGGCGGUGGUGGCACCCUCAGACCCUGUAGAGGUGGCAGUGCCAGCAUGUGCCUACACUGUGCCUCCUCACAGACCCAAAGUUUCCCAGUGGUGUCCAGGGCAGGUGGGCGGGGGCUGGGAGGAGAUUGACAGUGGCCAUAGCUCCCCCCACAACUCCUCUCAGGGGAACGUUGACCACAGCCAGGCCUCGGGGGGUGGGAGCAGCAAGUCAUGUGGCACCGGGAGCCAAUCGGGAGCCAGUAGGGAGAGCUCCGGGGACCUUUCAGAACGGGUGGAGGCCAUGCAGUUAGGGGACUGUGGCCAGGAGAUGGCACUAAUCAGCAGAAUGACUGAGGGCUCCAAGGUCUUCCUGUCCAGAAAGGAGAGCCAGCACUUCAUCAAGGAGUGUUCCACUCUGAACUGUGAGGUGGUGGUGGAGUUGCUCUCUCGCAGACUGCAUGACCCGUCACAAAUUGUCCAGAUGAGGGCUCUGUGUGCUGUGGCCUGUCUCAUGAUCUCUGAUCUGCUGUCUCUGGAGCAAAUCUUCGGGGCGACCCAGAGGAGGCUGGCCCAUCUGAGUGAGGGACCCCCAGGGGCUGUAGCCAACAAGGCCACCAAGAUCCUUCGUCAGUUUGAGGCUCUGAUGGGCCAGCCAAUCAGUGGUGCCAGACGUAAUGUAGCAGCAGCCAGUAGUGUUCUUUCCUCCUCCUCUGAAAAAAAGCCCCCUACUCUCACAAGUCCCGCACUUCUACUGCCAACACACCCAUGUGACAUCACGGUCCUUAACCGUCACAGAGUGAGGGACCCUGAGCCCUUACGUGGGAGUCGAACUCACCCCCCUCCCCUACCUGACCUGGGCUGGGCCCAAAGAGAUACAUCUGAGAGGUUACUAAAUGACAACCAUGAUGAUGAGGAGGAGAGGUCUGCUACUCAGGAUGAAGAAUUUGUGGAAAGUCAGACUGGGUUCAGGACUGGUGAGACCCAGCUCACCUCAGAUCUUACAGUUAAAGACCCAGAGCUCCAGACAGAGAGGGACCCCAUCCGAGUCAUGCACCCCCAGACCGAGCAGCCCUGUGGGGGCAGACUCUCUUUGUUCAGUGGCAUGGAGCUGGUGACCAGAGGGAAGUCUGUGUGCCCAUCAACCCUUACAGAGAGGAAUGGAGACAUGCAGCCUGAGGCGGAAAAUAGAGACAGGAGGGAACGUUUGAGUGUUGAAACGGAGAGCUUUACCCCUACAAACACACCGCUACUCUGUCUCGAGGACAACAGUGAUACAACUCCCAGGUGCGACCUCAUGCCCACCAGCAGUCAAUCAGCCUCAGCCUUUUCUUUCCUUGACCUCUGACCUCGAACACUGAACAGUAAUGGUUAGGAUAAUGUCACCAUAAGUAUCUCUGCUCUAAAACAAAGACUAUACUGUUUGUCAAGGGAGCCCAGUCCACAGUGUUCACUGGUUUGUAGUGAGCUCUGAGUUGUAAUCUUAACUUCAGAUCCACAAUAAUCCCCAAAGGGAAAAAACCUCUACACAGAAUGCCUGCAGUAUGUUCAGUUUGCAGAGUUAUGUUUUGCAAAAGUGGAGGUAAUUUUCAUGCGCUAGUUCAGGUUAUUCAGAACAGUUGCUUUGACUCAGGUCGUUCAAAAUAUCAUUUGGUUUGGAUUUUGCACUUCAAGGAUUUUAUGUUACAGAGUAACAGUUCUCUGUCACUUGGUGCACUUAUUACUACCGCAAAUAUAAACAUUGUAUGUGUUAUUUCACCAGUGUUUUAGUUCUCCUGUUGAAUAGGAAUGGGACUGGUUGUAGAGUGUGUAGUGAAGUAAUAUUUUAUAUAUACCUCACAUGCGACUCAUAAUAAAACUAAGCAAUUAGCCUAUUAAAAUGUUUCUGACUCCAUAAAGAUAAUUAAAAUAUACAAGCAAGCAUUAGGCAAUGAGUUGACUAGCAGGAAUUGGUUUGAUAAUUGUCUAUAUCAAAGGCAGAUAUUUAAUCAUACAAGGCAUAAAGCUUUACAAGCAUUACAAGGCAUUAUUCCAAGCAUAUAGAUUCUAAGGUUAACUUACAAGACAAAGCAUGAACAAAGAGAUGCCUAGAGGCCUAGGAAAUGAGAAUGGUCAUACAACCUUCCUCCAUGGAUUGGAGACAGGAUAAGAGAGAACAAAGACAUUUAAUUAAAUGUAUCACAUUGAAGGUGUAACUCUUUCAACCCAAAACCAACCACCAUUGAUCAAUCAAACGAUACCAAGUUUACAAUAACCUGACCACCAAGGCCCAAUCUCCACAGGGUGUUACAGCAUCUAAAGGCUUGUGUGGGGGAUGAGACCAAUGUAAAUAACACAGAAUUCCUGAGAGGAUAUUAAAAACCCUUUGCAUAGAGUAAUUUAGAGUUAACCCUGUACAGAUAUACAAGUUACCACAGAGAUCAUACAUACAUAUAUACAGUGCAUUCGAUAUGUUGCACCUAAAGGACUCUC